Amphibalanus amphitrite is the source of this 2123-nucleotide messenger RNA. RefSeq names its product eukaryotic translation initiation factor 2A-like. Gene Ontology annotation, biological process: translational initiation. Gene Ontology annotation, cellular component: cytosolic small ribosomal subunit. NCBI's taxonomy places the organism in Eukaryota, Metazoa, Arthropoda, Thecostraca, Balanomorpha, Balanidae. The transcript has 13 exons. The record is from RefSeq and is a predicted model, not a curated record. Bases 104 to 1888 code for a protein of 594 amino acids. Gene Ontology annotation, molecular function: ribosome binding; tRNA binding; translation initiation factor activity.
GCCGGCACGUGUUUGGUAAGAUAAGUUGAUUAAAUAGUAAAAUUUAGCAUAUUUUGACGAGUUUCAGGUGCCAAGGAUUGAUUGAAAUUAAGUAUUUUAUAUCAUGAAAGAAGCUACAACAAGGAGUAGAUCUCUAGAGAUGGCUAAUUUGCCUACACCAGUUUUCAUAGCGCGCGGGUCGCCGGGCCUGUACUUCGCCAAGGGGCCCAAAUGCCAGCCGUUCUCGGGCACACCUGACGAGAACUUCUCGGACGUCCGCGGCCUAGAGUUCAGCAGCGACGGCUCCCGCAUCGCGUGGGUCACCAGUCAGUGUGUGAAGGUGGCGGAGACGACCAACUGGGAGGUCAUCAUGGAGGCCAACAUCGCCAAGGUGGGCGCCGUCAAGUUCUCCCCCACCGGAAAGUACCUCGGCAUCUGGCAUCCGUUCUUCGUGUCAAAGGAGAAUCCCCAAGGCGGGACGAACAUGUACGUCUAUGACGUAGACAAGAAAGAGUGCAUCAAGUCGCUCAUACAUAAGAAGUAUCAGUCGUGGGAGAUUCAGUGGAGUCCGGACGACGCCAUUUGCGGACGGAGUGUGUCCAACGAGGUGCACUUCUUCGAGAACGGCCAGCUGGACUCUGUGGUGCACAAGCUGCGUCUGGAGGGACUCAGCGAGUACAGCCUGGCGCCGAGCAGCCGCAACCCGCACGUGGCCGCAUUUAUACCGUCCGUGGGCGGCCGGCCGGCGGGAGCCCGGAUGUUCAAGUACCCCAACUUCUCAGAGGAUGCCGCUGUAGGACGCAAGAGCUUCUUCAACGCCAACUCUGUGGAGAUGAAGUGGAACAGCCGCGGCAACACGUGCCUCCUACUUACAUCUACCGACGUGGACAAGACGGGCCAGUCGUACUACGGCGAGACGUCCAUCUACUGUCUGGACACCAAGGGAGCCACGGCGCACCUCCAGCCCGGCGGCAAGAAGGGCCCGGUGUACGCGUUCGAGUGGAGUCCACUGGGCACGGAGUUCUGCCUCGUCUACGGCUUCAUGCCGGCCAAGGCGACGCUCUACAACAUGAAGGCGGACCCGGUGUUCGAGUUUGAGCCGGCGCACCGGAACGCCGUGUUCUACAACCCGCAGGGCAACCUGCUGGCGCUGGCCGGCUUCGGCAACCUGCGCGGAAAGAUCGAGGUGUGGGACAUGGAGGCGAGGAAACAGGUGGCGGCCGGCGACUGUCCGGACACGACCGAGCUGCGCUGGUGUCCCGACGGCCGCCACUUCACCGUGGCCACCUGCGCGCCGCGCCUCAGACAGGGGAACGGUUUCCGCGUGUGGCACUACACUCUGCAGAUGAUCUACGAGAAAAACAUGGCUGAGAAGCACGAGCUGUACGAGACGUACUGGCAGCCGUUCCCGAGCGGCACCUUCCCCAAGCCGGUGGUGGGCUCGGAGAAGGUGAAGGGCACCAAGCCGUCCCAGCCGCCGCCGGCCAAGACGGCGUACGUGCCGCCCAACAUGCGCGGCCUCAGCAAGACGGGCCAGCCGGAGAGGAAGAAGGUGCUACCGCCGGGGAUGAGCGAGCCGGAGCCAGAGAAGAAAACCAAGUCAAAGAACAAGAAGAAGGGUGGCGGUGACGGCCCGGCCAAGCCGGAGUCGGCGCCGGCCGCCGAGGACGAGCCGUUCGUGCCGCCGUCGGCCGCCGAGCGGACGCCCGCCCCCGCCCCCGCCCAGAGCGGACAGGCCGCCGCCAACGUCGACAGGAAAAAGAAACGGGAAAACCUGAAAAAGAAGCUGAAGGACAUCGCCAAGCUGAAAUCCGACCAGGCGGCGGGCAAGGAGAUGAAUCAAGAGCAGCUGGACAAGAUAUCCCGCGAGGCAGACCUAACUCGUGAGCUGCAGGAGCUGACUGUAUAGCGACGGCUCCCGCUAGGUCAUCCGCGGGGGUCGCGCUGCUUCCCCACCCCUUGUUUGAUAGGAUUUUAUGCCGCCGCGCUGGGGCGGCGGGCGGAUACCGGCUGUGUGCACUGUGCAUUACGUCCCGUGUUCCGACGUGUUUGUUGCGUUUUUGACGACCGAUGAGGCGGGCCACUGUCGGGCCGGCGACGAAUGAGGCCUACCUCACGCCUACUCUAUACAACUUGGUAACAAA